Agrilus planipennis (emerald ash borer) is the source of this 1444-nucleotide messenger RNA. RefSeq names its product beta-1,3-galactosyltransferase 6. Gene Ontology annotation, biological process: glycosaminoglycan biosynthetic process. Gene Ontology annotation, cellular component: membrane. Gene Ontology annotation, molecular function: UDP-galactosyltransferase activity. The transcript has 2 exons. NCBI's taxonomy places the organism in Eukaryota, Metazoa, Arthropoda, Insecta, Coleoptera, Buprestidae. The record is from RefSeq and is a predicted model, not a curated record. Bases 185 to 1360 code for a protein of 391 amino acids.
AAUAAAUAAAUUUCGUGAGUAGCCGAACCAAAGAUGGCCCCUAAUAUCCAUAGACAAACCAAGGUCUUUGUUCCUUGUUGCACCCAUGCGCAUAAUUUUCUGUGAUGGAAACAAAUAAAACAAUCGGAUUUAACCUAUUUUUAUUUUGUAUAAGAACUAUUUUAUUCAACUUUAGGGAAGGUUUAUGAUAAGCAUGAAAAAAAAAGUUAACAUUACAAGACAAGUUUUCAAACAUCAGCGAGUUAUAUUAGCAAGUGUAUUUUCUUUUAUUUUUGGCUCAUUAGUAACUGUUAACUUUGCUCAAAUAAAUAAAACAUGCAAAUUAGAUGAUACCGAUCGAGAAUACAAUAUAAUGAAAAACUCAAAAUUGAAGAGUGAUGAACUGGUUGUGUUAAUUUUCUCAGCUCCUGAUAAUUUAUCAAAACGUAAUGCAAUUCGGUCGACUUGGCUUCAAUUUCAACAACUUGAAGUUUCGCUAUAUACUUUCACUCAUUAUUUUGUGAUAGGGAAGCCUUCCAGAAGUGCUAAAAAAUACGAUCAUAUCGUUGAAGAACAAUCCUUUUACAAAGACAUAUUGUUGCUCCCGAUGUAUGAUGGUUACAAUAAUCUUACUGAAAAGGUGUUAAGAAGUUUUGUUUGGCUGAAAGAACAAAGAGACUUUGGUUUUAAUUUUAAAUACGUUUUAAAAUGUGAUGAUGAUUCAUUUGUAAGAGUUUAUGAUAUAUUACAUGAAAUAUCGGGAAUUGAAAACUUCUAUUUGAAUCCACAUGUUAAAUUUAGAGACCCAAAUAAUGAUAGUUUUUCUCGGUUUUUAAGUGCCAAUUUACAGAUUAACAAAAAUGUCAAAAUUAAGAAAGAUAUGAAUUUGUAUUGGGGAUAUUUCACUGGGAAUACUAAAUUAAAGAAAUCUGGGAAAUGGAAGGAGGAAGAAUGGAUGCUUUGUGACUAUUAUUUACCUUAUGCAUUAGGUGGAGGAUAUGUGCUCUCAGCAGAUCUUGUACUGUAUAUAGCAAAUAAUGCAGAUACUCUCAGGCAGUACAAUUCAGAAGAUGUAAGCGUUGGGACUUGGUUAGCACCUGUUACAAAUACAGUACGUAUUCAUGAUGUCAGAUUUGAUACAGAAUGGAUUUCACGAGGUUGUCAAAACUAUUAUUUGUUAAUUCAUCAUGUGUCUGAAAAACAGAUGCACGAGUUCUAUUACAAUAUGUUAACUACAGGCCAUUUAUGUACAAAUGAAAGUCUGAUUAGGAUACCAUACCUAUAUGAUUGGAAAAAGCCAAAUAGUGAAUGUUGUAUGAAGACUGAAAAGAAAGGCAGCUUACUAGAUAACAUAAAAUCCUUCUUUCCAGUACCUAACUAAACGAGUACUUUAUUAGAUACAUACCUGCAUAUCUAUAAGUUGUUAUUUAUUGACUAAUUAUUAUAAUAUAUAAAAUGUGUAUAA